AGGUGGGUGCGGGGCGCCGCGGGCCGCGCCGGGCCGGGCCGGGACCCGGGACGCGGGGCGCCGUGCACCUGCCCGCCCCGCACCUAGGUUUGUGCAGCCUGCAAAUCUGGCGCGGUUCCCCUUGAAUCAACCAGAUAGGAGGAACAUCACUGAACCGCUUCAUCAGGUUGCAGAUUCCCAGGUGGGCAUAAUAGUCUCUCCUUUCUGACGGCAGGACUUGCUGGUUGCCAUGCUAAUGCUGCUCGCCUUUGGAGUGCUGCUGCAAGAAAGCCUGGCCGGUCCCCAAGAUGCAAAUCUCUCUGAAGUCGGAAACCUUCCAGAAACGCCGUUAUAUAGCUACGAAAGUCUCAACUUGCCAGAGGAGCAUAUUCCAUACUUUCUGCACAACCAUCGGGCUCUUGCUGCAGCCUGUAAGCAGGACUCGCGUUGCCCAUAUAAAAAAUCCUUGAAGAAACUAAAAUCCUGCUGGGGCUAUGAGAAAUCUUGCAAGCCAGAGCACAGGUUCAGUUACCCGGGGUGUGACUAUGUUGAAACCGGAUGGGCGAACAGCAUUGAGACGGCUCAGCAGAUUUUCUGGAAACAAGCUGACUUUGGCUACGUCAGAGAGCGGUUGGAUGAAAUGAGAACCCACUGCAAGCCAAUGGAAAUGGGGGAUUCCUCGCUUACCUGUUCACAGUACCUCCAGUAUUGCAGAGCUACCAACCUGUACAUAGAUUUGAGGACUGCCAAGAGGAGUCAUGACAGGUUCAGGGAGGACUUUUUCCAGAAAGGAGAAAUCGGUGGCUCUUGCAACCUUGAUGUUCGAGCGUUCCUGGCAGAAGGUCAGCGCAAGAGCCCUCUGCAGUCUUGGUUUGCUGAACUCCAGACAUUUACUCCCCUGAGUUUCAGACCCAUAGAAGACGGGAAAUGCGACAUUGUUAUUGAAAAGCCAACUUACUUCAUGAAAUUAGAUGCAGGUGUCAAUAUGUACCAUCACUUCUGUGACUUCGUCAAUCUUUACAUCACCCAGCACGUUAACAACUCUUUCGGCACUGAUGUCAAUGUUGUCAUGUGGGAUACGAGCUCGUAUGGUUAUGGAGACUUGUUCAGUGAGACAUGGAAGGCAUUUACGGACUACGAAAUAAUACACUUGAAAACGUUUGACUCCAAAAGGGUGUGUUUCAAGGAAGCAGUCUUUUCGUUGUUGCCUCGAAUGCGCUAUGGCUUAUUUUAUAAUACGCCACUGAUCUCUGGCUGUCACGGUACUGGGUUAUUCAGAGCAUUUUCCCAGCACGUGUUACACAGAUUAAAUAUCACACAAGAAGGACCCAAGGAUGGGAGAAUUCGAGUCACGAUACUUGCACGCAGUACAGACUACCGGAAAAUACUGAACCAGAAUGAGCUUGUCAACGCUUUGAAGACGGUCUCAUCAUUUGAGGUCAAAGUAGUAGAUUAUAAGUACAAGGAACUUGCAUUUUUAGAGCAGUUGAGAAUCACACACAACUCCGAUAUAUUCAUUGGCAUGCAUGGAGCUGGACUCACCCAUCUGCUCUUUCUCCCAGACUGGGCUGUCGUUUUUGAGCUGUACAACUGUGAAGAUGAACGGUGUUAUCUGGAUUUAGCAAGGCUCAGAGGUGUUCACUAUAUCACUUGGCAAAAAAAGGACAAAGUCUUCCCUCAGGAUCAGGGACACCACCCGACACUGGGGAAACAUCCAAAGUUUACUAACUACUCCUUCGAUGUGGAAGAAUUUAUGUACCUUGUGCUUUUGGCUGCCAAUCACGUAUCACAGCAUUCGACGUGGCUGUUUAGGGUAAAACAUGAUGAAUUCUAGGUCAGAUUCCAGAUUUAAAAUUAUUUAAAAUAACACUCUUAUUUUUAUGAGCAAAAUAGGAAAAAAAAAAAGCUGGUGGAUAUAAAUGUAUAUUAAUUUUUAGGGGGAGGGGAACCCCCAUUAUCCACUGACAAAAAUGCUCUGAAUGUUCAGUAUUGUUAUAUCUCAUCAGUUCUAAGGUUUAUUAUAGGAGUCUUUGUCUGUAUGUAAUGUCUAUUUAUCAAGAUUUCUUUUACACUGAUCCCUUGCAUUUCUAAUCGUAAGCUGCUCGUCCUGUGUUUACAAAGAUUUGAACGUCCACCCGUUUCACAUCAGAUUUGUUUUAAUUUUCGUCUUGCAGCAAGUUGUGCGUCCAGAGGAGCAAGCUGGGGCAGGGAGAUUUAACACACGGGUGUUUCUGAAGUCGGUUGUGGUAUGGAGGAGAGUACGGAGGAAAGGCCAACCUUCCUCCUUUGGUGCUGGUAUUGUUUGGCCUUGAAGCUUUUAUGCUGUAGUACCGUACGUGUUACAAAUUAAAUACCUGAGUAGGAAUCGACUUCCUAUCGCUUAUGGGUUUUUAAGCUGUUCCUUUGUAAAAAUACCUGUUAGAAUAAAGCAGUUAAAGUAAACCUUAACAGCCGCUCUUUGAUACAACGUGUACCCAAGGGUCCCAUUUUAAACUUGGAAGCAUUUUCAAGAUGCAGGGUAGCGUGCCUUGCAUGUUUAGUUAAGAGUCUUAAAAGCAGCAGUAGUUCACUUGGCUCUUGCCUCCAAAAAAGAAGACAGUUUAAAAAUUAUUCAAAAGUUCUGGCUUUGGAUUAUGUCAGGCUUCUCUUUCAAAGGGCAGGAAACAUUCGUGGUACAGACUUUUAGGUAGUUGAUAAUUCCAGGGUUUUCAUCGCAUUUCAUGAAAACAGCGCUUCUGGGGCAGAAGGCCGAACAGAAAAUGCUAUUUGUUGUCUGUCUUCAGAUGCUAAAGGGCUGUGGGUUGCGUGGGGCAAAUAUGACAGCAAAUGCAGGUGCUUUGAAUUGGAGUUAUAGUGCAAAAAAAAAUUGUUCCUGUGGUAGGGCCAGUUCUCCAUGGGGUGCUUUCUGUUGGCUUGAAUGGGAUCAAUAUUAAACAAAUGGGGAGAGAUGUUGAAAGUCCUGCUCGUGCAGGUGGAAGUCGGUGGCUUCAGUGGGGGCCAAACAAGGCCUUUAGAAAACUCCCUUUUGAGCUAAGGUCCAGGUCCUGCAGGAGUUCAUGAAGCAUGCCCAUUGACUUCAUUGGGAGCACAGCUAGGUGUACAAACCUGUAGAAGUAUCUGAGGACCGAGUUGGACAGAUACUCGACAGUUUCUUGUUAUACGCUGGAUUUUUCCUGAUGAAUUCCUAUGGCAUUUUUCUUUUAUAAUUGUAUCAUGUCUCAGUGGCUUGAAGCAGAGUAUAUACUUGUAAAAAACCCAAACCUUCUUGCUUUUGCAUACUUGAAGUGUAAACACUUGAGUGAUAUAACCGUAGGUAUUAUUGACUUCCAUUCUCUAACAAUCAUAGGCAAUUUCACAGAGUGUAGAUAAGCUUACUGCCCUGCCUAUAACUGUAAAGAUGAAUUACCAUAAGCAUAACUUUCAUAUAGAUCUCUCCUGACCUUAAGCUGAGUAUAGGAAAAGCGAGAUGGAUUGAAAACAGAAUGCAUUAAGAUAUUUGGUGCAGUUCCUAGAGUCGGGUAUUUGGUGACUGACAGAUAAAGGUAUUUUACUUUUUAAAGAGCUGUGGAAGCAAAAUUGCACUUCUUGACAUGAAAAAUGCCUUAUUGAAAUACAAAUAUUUGAGCAAUACAGAAUGACUGUAUUUUGUAUUUUACCUCAUUUUUUUUAAAAAGGAAAAAAAUGUAUAAAAGAAGACUAAGCCAGUAAAUGUAUCAGGGUUUUGUUUUGUUUUUUAAAUCUUUAAGAACAAGGAAAACUUGUAAGUAUGAAACGUGCAUAAAUAUACGUGGUUUGAGAUUAUAUAAAGAGAGAGUAUUAGUAAAGAACACGUGUUUGUAAGUCGUCUUUGAUCACCGUCUGUCAGGUUCUCGGGGCCUGGCGUUUGUCGAGAAGGAAAAUGUCACUGUGGACCAAAGCAGUGGGACUGGCUGAGCCCCUUGGUGGCAGAUCUGAACAUCUGGGACUGACUUGCCAAUGGUGCACGUGCUUGCAUUGGCUACUCUAUAGCCUGGUACUUUGGCUGGCAGAGGGGACUGUGGGGAUACUGUCCUGGGGCCUCCUUCCAUGAAGACUUGUGUAUAUGCUUGUGGGUGCAGCGGCACAUGUUGUGGAUAGCGUUGGUGACGUGGAUGGCAAUAUGCGGUGUGUAAAUGUAAGCACAUGCACAUCCUGUGGGGUCAUAAACAGUGGCUCCUAUUACUUCUCUGAAGAUCCAGUUCGGCCACAUACUUUGAACCAGGGUGGCUACUAACUUGGGACUUGACCCAGCCAACAAGCCCAAUAGACCAUCCCAAAUUAGCCAUCUUGAGCAGCUCUGGGUUUUAAUAUUGAUACUUAACACAUGGGGAGACUUUUUCUGCCCUGAAGGCCUUGUUUAGUCAAGAGGAAUAUAGCACGAACAUUGCUGACCUUUCUGACUCUCCCUUUUAAAUUUUAAAAGAAAUUUGGCAAUAGGUUGAGGCUGGAUGGGAUUGGAAGAAGCUUCUGUCAGAAACAACAUAACCAGGAACCCAAUUUCUGGGCAAUAUUUGGAUGAUGGUAGGGAUUUGGUUCAGCUGAUCUUUUUAGCAUCUUUGGUUUGAGACAGAGGGAGAGUGAGACUUCGGUCUGGUUGGGAAUCUGAUUUAGAGGAAUCCAAGAUGCCCCAAACCUAUUUUUAUUUUUACCAGGCUUGAGCAUUGGGCCACAUGCAAGGAUUUUGUUCCUUGAUACUCAUUGUGAUAUUUGUCUCCACAAUAUUGUAAUGGAUUUUGCUUCACACUUGGUUGGGUUACUCUCCCUGUGAGCAGCAUGGUGGCAUCUGCAAUAUAAAAUGAAGAUUGAUGUUGCCAGUCUUACAAGUUUCCAAACUUGCAGUGACCAGUAUCUAAUGUAAAUCGAGAUCGGGGUUUGCAAUAAAGAGUCACUUAUGGAUUCACA
Molecule: messenger RNA, 4899 nt
Organism: Alligator mississippiensis (American alligator)
Lineage: Eukaryota; Metazoa; Chordata; Crocodylia; Alligatoridae
Gene: EOGT
Product: EGF domain specific O-linked N-acetylglucosamine transferase
Exons: 17
Coding region: 230-1813 (527 amino acids)
Cellular component (GO): endoplasmic reticulum lumen
Molecular function (GO): protein N-acetylglucosaminyltransferase activity
Source: RefSeq, a predicted model, not a curated record